This is a messenger RNA of Glarea lozoyensis ATCC 20868, 1296 nucleotides long. RefSeq names its product Cloroperoxidase. Gene Ontology annotation, molecular function: peroxidase activity. The coding region runs from base 1 to 1296 and encodes 431 amino acids. The record is from RefSeq and is a predicted model, not a curated record. The transcript has 3 exons. NCBI's taxonomy places the organism in Eukaryota, Fungi, Ascomycota, Leotiomycetes, Helotiales, Helotiaceae.
AUGAAAUACUCCACCGCUAUCGUUGGUGCAUUCGCACUCUGCGUCUCAGAAGUCGUUGCUUUCCCAGCGGCUGCUAUCGAAUACGCUGCCAAGGCAGAACGAGAUGCUCGCACAAACGAGGAGCUCGAGAGUGCUAUUGCCAGUUUCGAGAAAACGCGACGAGCAGUAGGAUUCGACGCUGCCGCACAGUAUGUGUCCAACCAGGGACAGUACGCUUUCAACCCGCCAAAAAACGUCAACACACCUCUAGGUGACCAGAGAGGUCCAUGUCCUGGACUGAACGCCAUGGCCAAUCAUGGUUAUCUCCCACAUAAUGGUGUGGCCACAAUCCAGCAAUUCAUUGACGGCACAUACAAAGUUUUCGGCAUGGGAGCCGAUUUAGGUGCAUUUUUGGCCCUCUAUGGUGCCAUCUUUGAUGGUGAUUUGACCAAGUGGUCUAUUGGCGGCCCGAGCAUUGCUACACCUUCCGUGCUUGGUCUACUUGGGGAGCCUCAGGGUAUUUCUGGGUCUCAUAACAGAUACGAGGGAGAUGCUUCACCCACUCGUCCUGAUCUAUACCAAUAUGGUAACGACUACAAAGUCAUCAUCAAGCAGUUCGAGCAGAUGUUCGCCCUGCAACCAGAUGCUGCAACCGCCAACUAUGACUUGAGCGUUCUCACUCCAUUCCGAGCAGACCGUUUCCAACAAUCCGUCAGCGAGAACCCAUACUUCUUCAACGGUGCCUUCACUGGAGUUGCUGUCCAGCCGGCUGCCUACACUUUCAUCUACCGCUUCAUGGGAAACAAGUCUGCUGAGUACCCAGAGGGCCGACUCGAUCAAGAGACUCUCAAAUCAUUCUUCUCCGUCACCGGUACACCAGGUAACUUCAAGUGGACCGAGGGUUACGAGAAGAUCCCAGACAACUGGUAUAAGCGCGCCAUCGGUGACGAAUACACCAUUCCAUUCUUCUUGACCGAUCUUUUGGCUGCUGCUGCUCAGUAUCCAAAAUUCCUCUCCAUCGGUGGAAACACCGGAACAGUUAACUCUUUCACCGGUGUUGAUCCUGCUGAUUUGACUGGUGGUGUAUUCAACGCCGACACUCUGCUUGAAGGAAACAAUGCUGUCUGCUACAUCUUUCAGCUCGCUGAACAGAUGGCACCAGAUGUGUUGAAGGGCAUCCUUACCGAUGUCACACGGCCAAUGGAUAUGUUGACACAGGGUAUCACCCAAGUGUUGAAGCCAUACAACUGCCCUGUGUUGCAAGAUAUUGACAAGAGUCAAUUCGCGCAAUUUCCAGGUGCAAAGGGCGCAUACUAA